This is a messenger RNA of Hemiscyllium ocellatum (epaulette shark), 2604 nucleotides long. RefSeq names its product G protein-coupled receptor 174 (gene gpr174). The record is from RefSeq and is a predicted model, not a curated record. The transcript has 3 exons. Gene Ontology annotation, cellular component: membrane. Gene Ontology annotation, biological process: phospholipase C-activating G protein-coupled receptor signaling pathway; positive regulation of Rho protein signal transduction. Gene Ontology annotation, molecular function: G protein-coupled receptor activity. NCBI's taxonomy places the organism in Eukaryota, Metazoa, Chordata, Chondrichthyes, Orectolobiformes, Hemiscylliidae. Bases 1119 to 2078 code for a protein of 319 amino acids.
AGAAAAAAAAACCCCUUUGCAGAUUCUCGGAAUUACUCAUGCAUUAUUCAACAUCCCACGGAGUUUUAACAAGAAGAGCUCCAACUCUGUUUCUCUCUCUGCCCGCUCAAAAAACAAGCCUUGUGCUGUUUUUAAAGUGAAACCAUCCAGCCCCAGCUCCAACCUGUCACUCGAACACAUUUCUUCAGAGGGUUGAGGAGGGCAAAAGGUGCUCCAACGAUUUGACCGUCUGCUGACUGACAGCACCGAGAGAGAGAGAGACAGACAGACAAGAGACUAGUGACCGGGAAUAACAGGAGAUGGGAUACCGUUACAUAUAGAAGCAGAGCCUCUGAUGAACAAGCCUCACUCAUAAACUGAUAUCCUAGAGGUGGUAGCACGGAAGAACACUGUAAAAUUAAAUCCAAGGUCUUGAUGACUAAGAAGUAAAAUGAGUCAACAAUGAACGUCAAGGUCAACAAAACCAAAUCAAUACUAAAAAGCUAGCUUCGGAUAAACCCUUGACAGAAAAGCUGAGAAGAGACUUUGAAAUGUGUUGAAUAACUCUCUCUUAUCUAAACCAUCAACUGAGCUGCACAUGGGAGUGGAGCAGAGGAAACGAUUCUCGACAUUACCCAACGCAGUUCUCGCUGCAUAAAGCAGAAGUAAGCUUCGCCAGCAACAAUAUCACAAGAGAGAAAACACAGAGCAGUCGUCUGAAAUGUCACCAAGAGAUAACCAAGGAAGAAAAUGUGUGCGAGAAAAACACCAUUAAGCUACAGUGGGGGUACACUGAAAGAUAUUCUUAGACAUCCACACCAAGCCAAUGGCAAGGACUCAUUAAAUUCUGUACAUUCAUUUUCUCUUUGGGUUUUCAAAUCCCACAUCCAAAUAAUGUCUACAGCCUGAGUUAGUAUUGGAUUAUUUCAGCUUCAAAUCAAGUUUAAUGAUUCAGAAAGACAAAGCAAAUUGAAGAGUUGAUAUUGCUCUAUUCAAAGAUCUGUGAAUUGGCAUUCCCUUAUGAAUUUCCUCCUUUGACUUUCUUCUCUUCCCAAUCCAAGGAACCAUUUUUUUCACAUUUAUAGCCUGUACACCCAGAGUCAGCCUGAUUCAUUCUCAAAAACAAAGGUAAUUGAAAAAUGUCGAACGAUUCAUCCAGCUGUAGCGAUGAUCGGAGUACAACUAACUUCUUGUAUGCCAUCAUGUAUGCUGUCAUAUUUGUACCGGGCUUAAUAGCUAAUGUCCUGGCGCUAUGGGUGUUCCAUGCUUAUGUUAAGGAGACAAAGCGGGCAGUGAUUUUCAUGAUUAACUUGGCCAUUGCUGACGUGGCACAGGUCUUGUCUUUACCACUCCGGAUUUUCUACUACUUGCAUCAGGCCUGGCCUUUUGGCAGCUUUUUGUGCAUGUUUUGUUUCUACCUUAAGUACGUGAACAUGUAUGCAAGCAUCUUCUUCCUGGUCUGCAUCAGUAUCAGACGGUGCCUCUUCCUGAUCCAACCUUUCAAAUAUAAUGAUUGUAAGCGCAGGUACGACGUCUAUGUGAGUAUUGUAGGGUGGCUCCUGGUGGGUGCCGCUUGCCUGCCCUUCCCCUUAGUGAGGCACGACACAAAAAACAGCUCCAGCAACUUCACUCGCUGCUUUGCAGACCUACCCAUAACUGAAAUUGGCAUCUCUACCUCUGUUGUCAUGGUAACUCUGGCUGAACUAACAGGCUUUGUGCUACCUCUUGCCAUCACGUUGAUCUGCUCUUGGAAAACCAUCAUGACCUUGCGAGAGAAGAACCCAGUUUUACAAGAUAGUGGGGAAAAGAAGAAAGCUUUGAAGAUGGUGCUGACAUGUAGCAUGGUCUUCCUGGUCUGCUUUGCGCCGUAUCACAUUACCUUCCCUUUGCAUUUUCUGGCGAUAACUGGUCGUAUCGAAGACUGCUUCACCAGGAAGAUCAUACUGACCUUUCACCCCAUUGCGCUCUGUCUGGCCAGCCUGAACUGCUGCCUGGAUCCAGUCAUCUACUAUUUCACAACAGAAGAAUUCAGGAGAAGACUGUCACGGCAAGAAAUCUGUGAAAACGAUAUUCAGCUCAACUCCAAGGAAUAUGGUUGAAGGAAGUGCUAAGGGUAACAUGUUCAAUAUUCAGCUGCUUUGCAAAACUGAACAUAAGCGACACAGAAAGGUCAGCAAGUGUCAGCCUGACCGCCAUGGUGUAAUUUUUAUUUUUCAAUGUUAUUUAGCCUAUUUAUAUGAUGUACUUGUAUAUGUUGGUUGUUUUUUCUACAGAAAUGUGAAUCUUUACAAUGGUGAAGAGUUUAAAAAUACUUAUGUGGAGUGUUCUAUUUUGAGAAUCUGUCAGAGGAAAGCCAAGUGGGCUCAAAGAGUCGGCAGAUCACAUGUAGUGAUCCCUCUGUUGCCCAGUGAUGUGCCUUAAAUAGAUUUGCAGAGUGACAUUUCAGUUCCGUAGUGAGAUUUCCACUUCCUACUUCAGUCAUGAUGGUCAUUGUAAGUCUGCUGUAUUAAUGUCAAACCAUAGGAGAAACCCACAUUAAAGUUUGAUGUUAAUUUGACUGAUAACAAAGUUAACUGGGUUAAGAAAUCAUUCAAAAUAAGUAAAUAUUCCAGCCAAUUAAUUGAG